Messenger RNA from Scheffersomyces amazonensis, 3128 nucleotides. RefSeq names its product serine/threonine protein kinase (gene NPR1). Gene Ontology annotation, molecular function: protein serine/threonine kinase activity; ATP binding. Lineage: Eukaryota; Fungi; Ascomycota; Pichiomycetes; Serinales; Debaryomycetaceae. Gene Ontology annotation, cellular component: cytosol. The record is from RefSeq and is a predicted model, not a curated record. Gene Ontology annotation, biological process: intracellular signal transduction; protein phosphorylation. The transcript has a single exon. Bases 309 to 2837 code for a protein of 842 amino acids.
UUUUUUUUUAGGGGAAAGUGAGCUUUUUUCCUCAUUCCGGUUGUUCAGUUUCUCCUUAUCAAUUCGGGCAAGUUCAACCUCGAAGUUCAAAACUAAUUCCAAAUUUUUUAUUUAUACUAAACUCAUUUUAAUAUAUUUGUUUGAUACGGCUGUCUAUACUUAGUGUAUAUUAGUUUUAUUCAUUUCGUCUAUCUAAAAGUUAUUUUGGAUGGUCUAUAUUCAUUUUCAAUAUAUUAUUAAUUAAAAAUUUCAUUGAACAUCUCCAUUUAUUAUUAUCUAUAGAUAAUAUAUAUCUAAGUUUUACUUAAAUGGCAACAGCAACUAUGGAUUUGGAAAAACCGGCUUUUGCUGCCACAACUACCAGCAAUAUUUCUAAUGGUUCUAAACAACCAAUAAGUUCUUUAACAAAAUUAUUAUCAGAAUCAACUUCAAAUGUUAGUAGUCCUCUAGUAUCAAAGAAUCAUUCAUCAAGUUCUUUACAUAAACUUGAUGAAAAAUCAGAAAAUAAUCUGGAUUUAGCAUUUGAACAACAAGAAAAUGAUGAUUUAGCUCCAUUAUCUAUAGACAUUAAUAAUAGUACUCAAGCAAGUUCAACUAAUUCAACUCAAGUCAUUGAUGGAUUUGAUCCAUCACCUGGAACAACAACUGGACCCUUUACACCAAUCUCUCCUCAUACUCAAACAAGAUCAUAUUCAAAUUCCAUAUCAAAUAGUAACUUUGCUUUUCAAAAUAAAGAAAAACUGGCUCAAAUAAUACAGCAUCAGCAAGUUUCAGCAAUUAAUUCAAGUCCAAGAAUUGUAAGAACAAAUUCAAUUUCGCAUACUUCAUUCUUUGCAACUGGUGGUUAUGGAGGAGAAAGUUUAUCAAUUUCUAUUCCUUAUAGUGCUCCUGGAGGAAGAAAUAGUCAAUUAUCUUCAUCUUUAAAUACUACUAAUUCAACCAAUUCAACCAAUGCAACUAAUAAUACACUUAUUUCUUCAAGUAAUCAUACAAAUAUGUCAAAUUCUUCAAGUCUUAUAGAAACUGCACCUCAUAUUCCAAAUUUACCAAAUGGUCAACCAAUUCUGUCUAUUCAUAUUCAAUCUCCUCAAGUUAGUUCUGUUUCUUCGAUUGAACCAAGAUUUGUUAUUUCUAAACAAAGAGUUGCUCAAGCUCAAGCUGCUCAAGCUGCUUCAUUAAGUUCAUCUCAAAGAUCAGGCUCUCAAUCAGGAUUAUCUUAUUUCUUUUCUAAUAAAAAUAAACCUAAGAAAGAAUCUUCAUCUACUGAUUUAGGAUCUUUCUAUAAUAAUUCAUUCCAAGAUCAACCAAUUGCAAGCUCUCCAACAUCACUUUCAUCAACAGAAUCAAAUGUUUCAUUUACUACUCAAUCAAGACAUAAUUCAAUGGCUAAUUUGAAAAGAUUCUUUAAAAAAUCUCAAAUGCCAACUCAAUCUCCUGCCGUAUCUAAUUUAUCAUCUUCAUUAAGAUCAGCUAGUGCUGUUAAUAUUCCAACAUCAAGUGGAUCUAGUACUCCUACUUCAUUUGGUGGUCCAACUAUAACUGCAUCAUCUUCAAAUGCUUCUUAUUCUCAAUCUCCAGGUACAGGAUUUACUGUAGGAUCUGCAUCAAUAAGUAGAUCAUCAUCAGUAUUACAAAAUAAAAUUAAUUAUCAAGAACGAAGACAAUCAGUUCUGGCACUUAUAAAUGUUCAACAACAAUUACCAUUUUCAAAAAGAUAUAGUAAAUUAGGAGAAAAUUUAGGAGCAGGAGCAGGUGGAUCAGUUAAAUUAAUUAAUAGAUUAUCUGAUAAAAAAGUAUUUGCAGUUAAAGAAUUUAGACCAAAAUAUCAAAAUGAAUCUAAACGUGACUAUGCUAAAAAAAUUACUGGUGAAUAUUGUAUAGGAUCAACUUUAAAGCAUCCAAAUAUUAUUGAAACUGUUGAAAUUUGUUAUGAAAAUGAACGUAUUUAUCAAGUUAUGGAAUAUUGUGAUUUUGAUUUAUUUGCUAUAGUAAUGUCUAAUAAAAUGUCUCGUGAAGAAAUCAAUUGUUGUUUUAAACAAAUUUUAUCAGGUAUUCAUUAUUUGCAUUCUAUGGGUUUAUCUCAUCGUGAUUUAAAAUUAGAUAAUUGUGUUAUUGAUGCUAGAGGUAUUGUUAAAAUUAUUGAUUUUGGAUCAGCUGUUGUAUUUGCUUAUCCAUUUACAAAGACAUUAAUUGAAGCUCAAGGUAUAGUAGGAUCAGAUCCUUAUUUAGCACCAGAAGUUUGUGUAUUUAAUAAGUAUGAUCCAAGACCGGUAGAUGUUUGGUCUGCUGCUAUUAUUUACUGUUGUAUGAUGUUAAAGAAAUUCCCUUGGAAAGUUCCAAAAUUAUCUGAUAGUAGUUUUAAAUUAUUUGCUACUAGAGGUGAAUAUGUAUCUAUUAGUGAAAUGUUGAAAAGAACUCCUGCUGAUGUUGCAUUAUUGAAAGAGCAAAAAGAACAUGAAGCUAAUAAUACUCCAUUAAAUAAUAUGGGAGAUAUUAAAGAAGAAGUUAAUGUUAUAGAUGCUAAAGAUUCUCCACCAAAUUCUGAUGGUAAACCUCAUACAUCUUCAGAAACUGGAGCUGGUAGAUUAUUAUUGGCUUUACCUGAAGAUUGUCGUCCAUUAAUUGGUAAAAUGGUUGAAUUACCACCAGCAUGUCGUAUAUCUAUUGAUGAAUGUUUUAAUGAUGAAUGGUUAAAUUCAGUUAAUAUGUGUACUGUUGAAGAAAGGUAUAAUCCAGAAGGAAAUACAUUUGUUGUCCUUAACUGUGAUGAUCAUGAACAUACUCAAGUUGAUCAAUCCAAGGCUCAUAUUGCCGCAUUUGAAAAGAAGAAGAAGUGAAUGAAGUGAUUGAAGUGAUUUUCUAAACUACUUGCAUUAUAUAUAUCAAAGGACUUACGGGUCUUUUUAAAAAGGGAACUCGGUUACCAGAGCUACUACAAAUUAUUAUUAACUAUUAUUAUAUUAUUAAAUUAUUAUUAAAUUAUUAUUAUUUCUAUUAUUAUGUUUGUUUAUAUUUAUAAAGGAAGUUUGAAAACGUUCGUUAUAGUACUUACUUCUUUUAUUGUUUUACUUUGCCUUACUAUUUUUCUAUUUUUAGUUUUAUACACCAGCAUUAUAUUACUUGUACGU